This is a messenger RNA of Thelazia callipaeda (thelaziosis nematode), 426 nucleotides long. The record is from the annotation of a GenBank genome assembly. NCBI's taxonomy places the organism in Eukaryota, Metazoa, Nematoda, Chromadorea, Rhabditida, Thelaziidae.
AUGACUCUCACGCACUCACCAAAACUUGCUGUUGGCAUUACUCGAUGUGUGAAACGUGGCCUGGGCCAAAUCGGUGAUCUCGGAAGUGGAAGUGGAAAGGUUGUUUUUAUGUUUCUUAAUUUUAACAAAAAGGCUCGACUAGCUAAAAGAAGGUUUCUGGGUGGUGGCAGUGGUGGAUCGAUACGUGAUGCUGGUGGUGCCUUUGGAAAAAUUCAGGCUGGUCGAGAAGAAGAAUUCUUCAAGAAACUAGAAAAGGAGCAGCUUAAAUCCUUACAAAUGCAGUACAGAAAUUUGCGUAAGGAAAUGGAACGCGAAAUAGAAGAUCAUGAGAAUCAAGUCCGUGAUCAUCAAGAAGCAGUUGAUCGUCUGAGACGUCGUGUAGAUGCGUUAGAAAAAGAAGAACAAGAAUUGAAAAGUCAUUCUUAA